AUUGCGCAGUUCACCGAUGAAUUGUGAGAUAAUGACUUGGCACUUGUGGGCAGUCUAAAUUUUUUGUGUGAAAUGCAUAAUAUAGGGAACGUCAAGCAAGGACCCGAGUCAGCGAUUCCCAGCGUCAGUGUUAGCAGCGACUGUGUGCAAACAGAAGUCCUAAGACAAACCCGGAAACGUGAAGCUGAAAUCCAGUCCUGGUUUUUCUGAGCUCUUUGCAAAAGUGAAACUGCUCUGUUAUUUUUCAGUAGUCGAAAAUGACCAAAAUUAAGACGUGGCAUUUUCUGUGCAGGGAGGGACAUGAGUCUGUCCGGGGGUGACUGGAGUCUCAGAAAGGUUGAGACCCACUUCUCUGAGCCGGGGCAGCAAUUCUGCAAACACAAGCGCUCCUCGUUCUGCCGGCAUGCCAGUGUGGAAUGAGACUUCAAGAAAAAACAUGGCCACCCUGGCAAACCUUCUGUAUGUUGGCUGGGUGACCGCUGCCAUCAUCGUCCGGGCAGGCUGUGAACGUCCCAUAAUUAAAGGGUUCAUCAAUGAGGAUGUGCUGCUGCCCUGCAUAGCUGAACAAAAGGGCCCCUUCCACCUGGAAGAGGUUGUGGUUAAUUGGCAGAGUUCAGACAAUCGGGAAAUCAUGCACAGCUUCUACCACGGCAAGGACCAUCCAGAGCACCAAGCGGAAAGGCUGCGGGGAAGAACCCAGCUCUUUCCCCAGGAGUUCCCCAACGGCAACGCGUCCCUGUUGUUGAGAAGAUUAUCCAUCCAGGAUGCAGGGAAUUAUACCUGUCACGCUGUUGUAUAUGAUGCAGCUCCUUCUACUGAGCACAACCUCCAGCUUCACGUCCUAGAGGAAGAAGUCCCAAUAAAACAAGGAAACAACCGGCUCCUUUUUCUCUUUGCCUUUAUGGCCAUUUUACUCCUAGUUCUCCUAGUGGUGGUUACUUUCCUCAUUAAAAAGAAGUGUAAAAAGUCUGAUUCAUGCAGCGCAGAAGAUGCAGAGAAGCUGAUUGAGGACAGGAAUGCAGAAGUCCUGGAACGUUUCAGACGGGCGGUUUGCGAGAGAUCUGCACCCUGCUACAAACUGUUUUCAGAGAAAGAAUCAGAUAACACCUUAGACAGGAAACUAUACAUGAUAAGCGGGAAAAAGCUACGCGCAGCCAGUGAAAUAACCAAUUAUAUAUAUCGAAGUCAGGAGAAAGUGGCUAGCAUACAGCCCGAAGAGCUGUUCACCACUAAGAAACCAAAUGCCACACGGAUGUUACUGGUGGGAAAUACUGCCAAGAUAAUCAGCCGUACCUGUAAGAGGCUGCAACAGAAGUGGGCUUCAGAGGAAAACAAGGUGGUCUACGGGUGUGUGACCUAUAUACCAUGCAGGGAGCUGAAAUCUAGUGAGAGGCCAAUGAGUGUGAGAGAGCUGCUGGAACAGCAGUGCAAAGAGCUAGCCCCCGUUCUGCCUGAUCUUCUCAGUACCGGAACAGUGCUCGUUAUUCUCGAUGGACUAGAGGAGUUCAAGGAUGAUCUGAGUGACACGCAGUCCUCUGGGAGUCUGGAUAUCGAUACCCCUUUAGUCAUCAGCGCUCUGGUCUGGAAAGUCAUCACCAAGGAUCUUCUCCCAGAAACAGAUGUUCUGGUAACUGCCCAGCUAACUACAGUGAGUGAAAUCGGGAAGCAUUUUGAGGACAUAUUUGUAAUCUUUGACUUCACUUCUGAUCAGAUUAAGCAAUAUUUUGACAUAGGUCUUCAAAGAAAAGAAAUAUUUCAUUGUAACUUUGGUGCCGUGACAAAGCAGGAGCUGUUGCCUUUGGUAGCUGUUCCUCUCCAAAUUGAUCUUUUGUGUGAUGCAUUGAUGACUGUUUCCAAAAACCUGGAUAUCAGAAAUGAGCAACUUACACCUGAUGAGAGGGUGUCUUCUUCUUCGCAGCUCAGUUCAAGGACCCUGGAAGCAGGUGGCACUGAUACAACACCUCCUGCCCCAGUGCUGAAUGUAGACUCCAAAUUUCUAGAAGAUAUUAAAGAAAUUACCUUUCGUCUGGCAAAGAUGUGUUAUGACUGUCUGGUCUCCGAUGCACAGGAGAUACAGAGAGAGGAACUUGAGAGGUAUCGUGUUGAUCCUGACCUUCUCACAAAGCAUUUUCCCCAUUUCUUUUUAAGUAGAAAAGAGAAUACAUUUUUUGUGACUCAGCAUCCUGGUGUAAGGAGCAUGUUUGCUGCCUUGCACUGUGUCCGGCAGAUCCAGGAUGCAGAAGAGCUGAAGGAGUGCCUGGAUACCUGGGUUUCUGGGUAUCUCCCUGCACAAGGAAAAAGCAAAAGCCUCCUAAAGGUUGUCCCCUUCAGUUGUCCAGCAGAAAGGCAACAUUUCAUCAGGUUUUUCAUGGCUCUCUUGCCUUACAAAAACACCAAAGACUUCUUAUGGGGCCCACGUCUACUCAGUGGUGCUCUAAGAAGACCUCUGCGGAAGUGGUUUGAGGCCUGGAUUGCUCAAGGCCUUGACAAAAUGCAUUUGCUCAACCUUUUCCAUUGUGUGUUUGAGCUGCACGACACCUCUCUGACCCAGGAUGUGUCAUGUUGCUUUACGCACAUCACUUUGCACCACAUUCCCCUCAGCCCUGCAGACAUUGGAGCUAUGAAAUACAGCCUGGAGAAGUCCACGCUGCAAGUGUUAGACUUAAGGCUGUGCGACCUCCAGGAUGAAAACUUGGAGCAACUGGACUCUGUAAUGAAGAGCUGUACACAAGUCUGGAUAAGUUACAAUAAGCUGACUGAAAAAUCUGGAAGAAUCCUGCAAAGAGUCCUUGAAUACCCCAACUGCAGGGUGCAAUACCUCUCGGUACUUGUCAAUAAAUUGGGUUCCAACGGAGCUAAGCACCUGUGGACGGCACUGGAGACGAACAGGAGCUUGAAGAUACUUCACUUGUACGGUAACAGCAUCAAAGAUGAAGGUGUAGAAAAUCUGGCUCAAAGCUUAUGGAAGAACUGCUCUCUCCAGUUGUUAAACUUGUGUGCAAAUAAGUUUGGAAAUGCAGGAAUCCAAAACAUUGAGGAAGUGAAAAGGCACCGCCCUGACUUGCAGGUUGUAUUGAAGAUGACAGAAAGCAAAGAGCUGCUUGAUGAAGUGAUAGAAAUGGUGGAGGAGGUAUUCAGCGAACAGCACGCAUUUGACAAAAAGUGGCUCCUAAAAACUAUUCAGACUGCCAAGAAAGAUCUUUAUGAUGACGGGAAUCUGAGGGAGCCUGUGAGAGGAAAAGUAAUAAAGCUAAAAAAGUUGUUGAGAAAGGUUGAAGACCAGUUCCAAGCACAAGAGCCUGGGAAAGACUGUAAACUCAAGUUUACUUAGAAGGUAGGCUAAAAAGGCAAAUUCUUCCAAAGCAGAAAAGUGCUGCAGUUUUAGUGCUAGAAUGCGCUUUGAAUUAUUUCAGCCCUUAGAAGAUGUGCAUUUCAUACUUGAAAUCUUUGCACCCAGUGAGAAGCCUAGAUGCAUAGAUUCAUAGAUUCAUAGAUGUUAGGGUCAGAAGGGACCUCAAUAGAUCAUCGAGUCUGACCCCCUGCAUAGGCAGGAAAGAGUGCUGGGUCUAGAUGACCCCAGCUAGAUACUCGUCUAACCUCCUCUUGAAGACCCCCAGGGUAGGGGAGAGCACCACCUCCCUUGGGAGCCCGUUCCAGACCUUGGCCACUCGAACUGUGAAGAAGUUCUUCCUAAUGUCCAGUCUAAAUCUGCUCUCUGCUAGCUUGUGACCAUUGUUUCUUGUAACCCCUGGGGGCACCUUGGUGAAUAAAACCUCACCAAUUCCCUUCUGUGCCCCCGUGAUGAACUUAUAGGCAGCCACAAGGUCGCCUCUCAACCUUCUCUUGCGGAGGCUGAAAAGGUCCAGUUUCUCUAGUCUCUCCUCAUAGGGCUUGGUCUGCAGGCCCCUGACUGUACGAGUGGCCCUUCUCUGUACCCUCUCCAGGUUAUCCGCAUCCCUCUUGAAUUGCGGCGCCCAGAAUUGCACGCAGUACUCCAACUGCGGUCUGAGCAGCGCCCGAUAGAGGGGAAGUAUCACCUCCCUGGACCUAUUCAUCAUGCAUCUGCUGAUGCACGAUAAAGUGCCAUUGGCUUUUCUGAUGGCUUCGUCACACUGCCGGCUCAUGUUCAUCUUGGAGUCCACUAGGACUCCGAGAUCCCUUUCCACCUCCGUGCCACCCAGCAGGUCAUUCCCUAGGCUGUAGGUGUGCUGGACAUUUUUCCUCCCUAGGUGCAGCACUUUGCAUUUCUCCUUGUUGAACUGCAUCCUGUUGUUUUCUGCCCACUUGUCCAGCCUAUCCAGGUCUGCCUGCAGCUGUUCCCUGCCCUCCGGCGUGUCCACUUCUCCCCACAGUUUUGUGUCAUCUGCAAACUUGGACAGAGUACAUUUCACUCCCUCAUCCAAGUCGCUGAUGAAGACAUUAAAGAGUAUCGGUCCAAGGACCGAACCCUGCGGGACCCCACUGCCUACACCCUUCCAGGUCGAGACCGACCCAUCUACCACGACUCUCUGGGUGCGACCCUCUAGCCAAUUCGCCACCCACCGGACUGUGCAGUCAUCCACAUCACAGCCUCUUAACUUGUUCACCAGUAUGGGGUGGGAUACCGUAUCGAAGGCCUUCCUGAAGUCCAGGUAUACGACAUCCACCCCUCCUCCUGUGUCCAGGCGUUUCGUAACCUGGUCAUAAAAAGAGACUAGGUUGGUCAGGCACGAUCUGCCAGCCACAAACCCGUGCUGGUUUCCCCUCAGCAUAAUUUGUCCUGCCGGGCUCUCACAAAUGUGAGCCUUGAUAAUUUUUUCAAAUACUUUACCAAGGAUGGAGGUGAGACUGACCGGCCUAUAGUUGCCCGGGUCCUCCUUCCUCCCCUUUUUGAAAAUGGGGACCACGUUAGCCCUUUUCCAGUCCUCCGGGACUUGGCCCGUGCGCCACGAGCGUUCGAAUAUUCCCGCCAGUGGCUCUGCAAUGACGUCGGCCAGUGCCUUCAGCACCCUCGGAUGGAGCCCAUCCGGGCCUGCCGACUUAAAGGCAUCCAGUUCUUCCAAGUGACUCUGCACCACCUCAGGGUCUACGCAUGGCAGUCUGGCGCCUUGCUGCUGCCUCUCUGCAACCCCAGUGAGAGACUUGUCGUGCCCCUCGCUUAGGAACACUGAGGCAAAGACCUCGUUGAGGAGUUCAGCCUUGUCCCCCCUAUCUGUCACCAAUUGCUUCUGCCCAUUUAGCAGCGGUCCUAUUCCUCCCUGGGCCUUCCUUUUACUCCCAAUAUAUCUAAAAAACAAUUUCUUGUUGUCCUUUACUUGGGAUGCCAUCCUCAGCUCCAUGGUAGCUUUGGCCCGUCUAACUGCCUCCCUCCCUACAAGCACGAGCAGAGGAGGUAUAUUCAUCUUUAGUGAUCUCACCCUGUUUCCACUUUUUAUGUGCUCCCCUUUUGGCCCUUAGGCUGCCCUGGAUUUCUCUGGUCAGCCAUGGAAGCCUCCUGGCCCCUUUCCCUCUUUUGCCUCGCUCGGGGAUCGUCUUGCUUUGUGCCCAAAGGAUCGUUUCCUUUAGGCACAGCCACCCUUCUUGGGCUCCCAUCCCUUCAAAACUCCUACUCUGCAGUGCGUCCUUGACUAAUCGCCUGAGUGCAAUGAGAUCAGCUUUCCUAAAGUCUAGCACUUUCACCCUACUAGUUACCUUACCCACUCGACGUCUUAUGGUGAAUUCUAUUAUUAGGUGAUCACUGUCCCCGAGAUGGCUACCGAUCUGGAGGUCCCCUAUCAUGUCAUCCCCCGUUGCCAAUACCAGAUCCAGUAUGGCAUUCCCCCUAGUGGGACCAUGCAUUCAUAUCACUUAAGACAACCUCUGUAGAUGUACCGCUUACCACCUGCGUUAGUGGAAAAUUUCUAACCACCAGUCGAGUAGCAGAAUUCAAGGGCUACAUUCCCAGCCAGAUAACCAGCAAGCAAAGGCCUGAGCAGGAGUUUUUCCCCACUUUGGCCUACCUGAGCUUGCAAGGUCAGGAGCAUCUGGCUGAUGUUUCUGCCUCUGUGCUGGUUCUGCUAUGUGGAGGGCUACCCCUGGCAAUGAGGAGAGCAAGCCAGGGGUCGGAGGUGUAGCAGAGCAGCAGUGCCCCUCCUGGAAGUCACUGCCUGGGGCUGCUGUCCCGGCCACCCAGCCACAGGUCCGAUCCAGGAGCACUUCUGUAGCAGGGAAAAUGGGAGAAUGGGUUUUGUAGGCAACUGUUGCCCAUAUCUUUAAACAGUGAGAAACUGUGUCAAACUUUCUAUCUGAUUAUCCCAUAGUUUGGAAAAUCCAGGGAAUUAUGUACGUUCUGAUUGCAAUCCCAAUUAUGAUAUAGUUUAGGAGACUCUGAACACAGCGUAUUUAACUGCUCGUGAUUAUCCUUGCCGUAUUCUCGUCUCAUACUCCGUGUGCUGAAGACCAGGCGGGUAGUGCCUGAACGUGCAUGACUGACUACCAGGGAGAGCUAAACUUCUAGGAGGAAGAGGGAACCUCUUGACUGUAGGACCAGUCAAAACUGACAAGGAGAGCUUGGCCACCGGGGUCAGAAAAGAGACUGCACGUUUGGAGAAGAAGCAGAGACCGAUAGAAGUGUUCAGGUACCCUGAAAGGUCACAGACCCUAAGACUGCUCAGGGAUAGGAAGGGAACUGAAACAGGGAUUUGCAUGUGGAUGCUUGAUUUGCCCUAGGUUUUCAUAGAUUUCAUAGACAUUUGGGCUGGAAGGGACCCUGGAGGGUCAUCAAGUCCAGCCCCCUGCCCCCGGGGCAGGAAGUCAGCAGGGAUCAUAGGAUCCCAGCAAGAUAAGCAUCCAAAUGUAUCUUGAAGGCAUUCAAAGUGGGUGCUUGAACCGCCUCCGGUGGCAGGCUGUUCCAGACCUUGAGGGCUCAGACAGUAAAGAAGUUCUUCCUUAUGUCCAGCCUGAAACGGUCGCGGUGGAGUUUGUGACCAUUCGACCGUGUCAUCCCUUGGGGCGCUCUGGUGAACAGAUGUUCCCCCAGAUCCUGCUGAGCACCCCUGAUAAAAUUAUAGGUGGCCAUCAGUUUUGCAUAUUGUCUGUCUAGAGAAAAAAAGCAAGUGUGGUAGGCCACUAUAAAGCAGCAGAUGCAGGCUUUUUAGCCAUCAUGUAUGCCUGAAGUGGGAAACUGUCAUUCAGAGUGCUCAUGGGGCUGGCAAGGGAGUGUCUAAGCUGUUUGAGGGCCUGGGAAAAUUGGCCUUGAGCAUUUGCGUGUUGAAGUCCUGGCUCUGAAAUGAGAGUGUUGGAUAUAGGGGAGAGUAAAAGGAGGAGAGAGAAUAAAUAAGUAAAACGUGUUUGUCUGUUUCUGCAGGAAUUUGGACGCUAGUCAUUUUAACUGAGAAGCACAGAGUGGCUCAAAUGCUGUUAUAGGGCAUUACAGCCCCCAUGCACAGCAGGGAGACCAAGAGCAGCAUCUGGUCUCAGCCCAGGGGUAUGGCUAUUUUGUGUUAGUAUUUUUUGCCUUCAUUCUUAAUGCUCUUUGAAAAGCAACACUGGGCACGCAGUAGGCAAAGUCAAGCUUGCGUGAAGCGCUGCGGUAUAUUAGAGCAUUUAUGGCAGUGAACAUAUAUAGCCUUGCUGGCACUUCCAUCAUAACCCUGUACAUUUAUAGCCUCCUGCAAUGUUCCUCCUUCAAGCUAGAGCAUUGAAUACUGCACAGACGCCAGUAGAAGGCUUCAUUCAAUAAUGAUAUUUGCUGACAGAUAUUUUAGAAGCUAAAUUCAGUCAUAUGAACUAAUAUCAGUCAUAUAUAUUCUUGUUAAAAUACUGACAAUCCCAUUUGUGUUGGGGCCUCAUGUGCAUUUGAGAAACAAUCUCUGGGAGGAUUUAUUCCCUUUAAAAAGGGAGACUGUGGAAGGGUAGGGGAUGGAGGUUAAAUAGAAAAUUGGUCCCAAACAUAAUAGUGUUUUUGUGCUUUAAAUGGGAGAGUCAGUAAGUGAACAACAUAAGUAUUUCAUUAGUAUAAGCAUUAUAAUAAGUAUUAUUAUUAUAUAGGCAAUGUUAUAAACAAAAAUUACUUGGCUACAUCACUGACUAAUAGCAUCAUACUGAUUCUUCAUCGGGGAUUUGUCAUGCAUUCAGCCAUCACUGACCGUAGCCAAUUUUGCCAUUUCUACAACAGGGAUUUAUAGCUAUCACUACAAGACUUACCUGGCACUCACUCUGCACCUUAGUUAGUCUAAAACAAUGUUAAACUUGAUUAGAGCAGUGGCACUCAACCUUUUGGCCCCAUGCACCGGAUACGCAGAGCAAGUGUGGAUCAGACUCCAUGCACCAAGACCGGGCCUGCAUGGCCUUGGCUGGCCCCCACCUGCCAUUUCAGUAAUAGAGAUAGUGAUGACUGGUUGCCAGUGGCUGUCAUCAGGGCAAAUUCAUAGAGUUGGAGUAAUGCAAAACAUUCUCUCCUUGCCAUUUAGGGGUGAGUUAAGCUAACUUGUAUUUGUCUGUGGACUAUGUCCAGUUCCAAUAAAGGUGAAUGUUCUUUUCACCAGA
This is a messenger RNA of Alligator mississippiensis (American alligator), 8505 nucleotides long. RefSeq lists its product as uncharacterized. Gene Ontology annotation, molecular function: protein binding. Gene Ontology annotation, cellular component: cytoplasm. NCBI's taxonomy places the organism in Eukaryota, Metazoa, Chordata, Crocodylia, Alligatoridae. The record is from RefSeq and is a predicted model, not a curated record. The coding region runs from base 404 to 3331 and encodes 975 amino acids. The transcript is spliced from 9 exons.